Messenger RNA from Mesorhabditis belari, 1200 nucleotides. The record is from the annotation of a GenBank genome assembly. NCBI's taxonomy places the organism in Eukaryota, Metazoa, Nematoda, Chromadorea, Rhabditida, Rhabditidae.
AUGCGGAUGGGGUGCGGCAAACGAAAAGCUCACAAAUGGUCACAUCGGGACGGGCGAGUGAUGAAUAACCCGAUCGAACGCGAGCUGACGAAUGCGAGGGUGGACACACGCGACCGUGGUGUGCCACUCGAGGCGGAAAGCUAUUUCCAUGGAUUCUUACCGAUGGGCAUUGCGCGACGGGAACUCAUUGGCAACAACUCACAAGAGGGCUUGUUUAUCGUCUACAUCACUGACAUUUCUGGGAAAGAGAGCCUGGUCGUCUCGGUGUGCCACUAUGGGGUGAUCUUCAACUACAAGAUUCGAAUGUUCCGCGGCACUCUCUACUACAUUAAUGAUCAUUUGUUGGCCAAGACUGUUCCCGCGUUGAUCGAGGCUUUCAUGGCGGAGAAGUGGCCAUUGGAACCGUCGGGACCGCAGCUGCUUCUGUGGAUUGCCGCGCCCGUCGGAGCUUUUGGCGAGGUUUCCGACGGCACUUACGGAAAACCGCCGAAGAAGUGCGCGAUCAAGCUAUUCCACUCGGGAAAUCUCACCGAUGCUAGCAGACAUUCGACAUACUCAAGCGGCGCCUCUGUGACACGGCCAUCAUCAAACUCGAAGUCCGAAGCCUCCAGCAACAAAUCGCCAACCAUCACCGACAAAAUGAUGUUCAUCAACGAGGCUGCUAUUCUGGCGACGAUCACUCACAAGGCCGUCAUCCAACUCUAUGGAGUCUUGAUUCAUCGUGAUCUGGCCGCCCGAAACAUUCUCAUCGACGAGUCGGCCCGAUGUAAGAUCAGCGACUUUGGCAUUUCCGUAUUUGGCAAAGAGGUUCAAGGGGACAAGCGGCUCAAGGUGGCGAUUCGCUGGCUUUCUCCGGAGGCGAUCGAAAAGGGGAUCUUUUCGAGCAAAUCGGACGUCUGGUCGUUUGGCGUGGUGACGGGGAGCUUCACAAACGGUGCCGUCCCCUACCAGCAUGUUAAGUCGCUCAAAGAUGUGAAAAUCGCCGUGGUGAGGAAUAAACUCCGAUUGAAGGCGACACAAGAAAUGCCGGCAGCCACGGCCGAAAUGAUGGCAUUGUGUUUUGAGGAGAAGGCCGAGCGACGGCCAUCCUUUGACACAUUGAAGAAUAGGUACAAGCCUUCGUCGAUGGGCCGGUUGACGAAUUGUAUGCCAAUUUUGCGAAUGAACAAAUCCAAGGGGAGGAGCCGAGAUGAAAGAAAG